This is a messenger RNA of Lathyrus oleraceus (garden pea), 489 nucleotides long. RefSeq lists its product as uncharacterized. NCBI's taxonomy places the organism in Eukaryota, Viridiplantae, Streptophyta, Magnoliopsida, Fabales, Fabaceae. The coding region runs from base 1 to 489 and encodes 162 amino acids. The record is from RefSeq and is a predicted model, not a curated record. The transcript has a single exon.
AUGAUUGGCAGAAGUAAAAAAGCUACUUUUGCUUUCAUCAGGGAUCGUAUUUGGAAGAAAAUAAACUCUUGGAGGAGUAGGUUGUUGUCAAAGGCAGGGAAUGAGGUUAUGAUAAAGUCAGUGUUUCAAGUUAUACCAUCUUAUAUCAUUAGUGUUUUUAUCAUCCCAUAUGCUAUAGUGAAUGAUAUUGAGAAGAUGUUGAAUUCUUUUUGGUGGGGAGGAGGUAAUAAUAAUAAAGGAAUAAGGUGGCUUGCAUGGGACAAAUUAACGUGUACUAAUAAUGAAGAUGGGUUAUGCUUCAUAGAUUUCAAAGCUUUCAACAUGGAUAUGGUUGCUAAACAAGGUUGGCAUAUGAUGACAAAACCGGAGAUGUUGGUUGCUAGAGUUUUCAAAUCAAGGUAUUUCCUAGAUCCUCUUUUUUUGAAGCUAAUCUUGGUAACAAUCCGAGUUUUAUGUGAAAAAGCUUAUAGAGAGAAAGGAAAGUCUUAA